This is a messenger RNA of Oryza sativa Japonica Group (Japanese rice), 1253 nucleotides long. Its product is annotated as vegetative cell wall protein gp1. The record is from RefSeq and is a predicted model, not a curated record. NCBI's taxonomy places the organism in Eukaryota, Viridiplantae, Streptophyta, Magnoliopsida, Poales, Poaceae.
AAAACCGUUGACUCAGUCAUCACACAUGCACACCACGCGAGUCCACGACGACCACACGAGCGCCGUACCAAAUCCUGCCUAUAUAACAGAGCUCAUGUGGGUGUGGCUAGCUGCAGCCUAGUAGCUUGCAUCAGAGUUUCAUCUCAUCUAUCGAUCGGCUAAUUUCUAGCUUAAUUAGCUUGUGAUCCCUUUCCUUCCCGCCAUGGAGGCCUCGUCGUCUCCUUGCAAGCUUCUUCUUCUUCUUCUUCUUCACGUCGUCCUGCUCGCGUUCGCGCCGCUGCUCCAAGCACGGCCACUCGGUCAUCAGGUGGUGGUGGCGCCGCUAAUGUUGCCGAGCGACGGCGGCGAGGUCGUCGGAGGUGUCGGGCGGCCGGAGGAUCACAUCCCACCGUCACCUUUUGCGCCUGGCGGGCCGAUCACGCUCGCCGGCGGAUGGCUGGUGGGGAGGCCGGUCGGCCCCACUCCGCCGCCUCCUUCGCACCCCGUUGUGCCGACUCCGACGCAGCUCGCCGCCGACGAUGACGGCGGAUUGCUGAGGAGGCCGGGCGGCCCCACUCCGCCGUCUCCUUGGCACCCCGGUGUGCCGACGCAGACGCAGCUCGCCGGCGGCGACGACGGCGGCGUCGGCGGAUUGCUUGGGAGGCCGUGGCCUAAGGCUCCCCCGCCGCCUGACCCGAACACGCCGCCGGUGCAGCCGCUCUCCAACUACGGCGUGUCGCGGUGUUGCGGCCGGCCAGGACCCGCUCCGCCGACGCCGGCCGGAAACCCGCCGGGUGAAACCAACGUCGCCGUCGCGCUCGCGCCGCCGAUCCCCUGCGCCGCUUUUCUCCGGGUGAUCCGCGACGCCGUGCAGUACAUGGUCGGCGGCGGACUCGGAGCCUGAAACGAUCGAGAGCUCGACACCGAGAAGAAGAGAUAUAUACGAGAGAGUUGUACUUGUACGUGUAUAUUUGUACGCAUACAGAAGCAAAGCUAUAGGCAAGUAUGUAUACGGUAUAACGACUGUAUAAUCGUAUAUAUUGUAUAGUCGUUUUUUAUUUAAUUAUAAGUGUCGUAGCAGAGUCUAGGUAAGUAGACACCAGCUGAGCAAAAAGACUAGCUGGCUAGUAGCUGCACGUUGUUGCGUCGCUCAACUACGAAAAAUGGAGAUGCAGUAAUUAUAAUCUCUCUGUGGCCAAUUGGCGCAGUAUAUGCAUAUAUAUAUACACGGUGGUGAAUCCGGCUGAAAUCAGAGGAUAGAUUUAAAGUCUAAA